Molecule: messenger RNA, 2668 nt
Organism: Oncorhynchus kisutch (coho salmon)
Lineage: Eukaryota; Metazoa; Chordata; Actinopteri; Salmoniformes; Salmonidae
Gene: sema7a
Product: semaphorin 7A (JohnMiltonHagen blood group)
Exons: 14
Coding region: 619-2637 (672 amino acids)
Biological process (GO): integrin-mediated signaling pathway; semaphorin-plexin signaling pathway; positive regulation of cell migration
Cellular component (GO): external side of plasma membrane; plasma membrane
Molecular function (GO): chemorepellent activity; integrin binding; semaphorin receptor binding
Source: RefSeq, a predicted model, not a curated record
UGACUUGCUCUUAUCCACAUGGAUCUAUCAAACACUCAUCUGUAGCUGACUAGUCACGGCAGGCAACAACAUAUGCACAUUGGCUCCCCUUAUCGAAAUAAAAACCAAGAUAGAAAUAAAUAUAAGUUUUUUUGUUAUUUUAGUAGUAAUGUUAUUUUUGUAAUGUGAUGGGUAGUUAUUUUAGUAGUGUUUUUUUUAUUUUAGUAGUAACGUUACAUUUGUAAGGUGAUGGAAGUUAAUUUAUAAGUGUUUUAUUUUAGCAGUAACGUUACAUUUGUAAUGUGAUGGGUAGUUAUUUUGUAAGUGUUUUUAUUUUAGCAGUAACGUUAGAUUUGUAAUGUGAUGUGUAGUUAUUUUAUAAGUGUUUUUAUUUUAGCAGUAACGUUAGAUUUAAAAUGGGACAAAAACGUUGAACCCGGAGUGAAGGGAGGCGGGUUACAAGCUCCCUCCCUCUACCUUCGGGGAUGUAUCUGUUAUUUCCCAGUGCUUGCGAUGAACGCAGAGGAGACGGACAGCAACGUAUUCAUUUCCACGUUCAUCAUGAUUCCAACGCAUUGCCGUCAUGGCAACACCAAUGAAUUCUUCUGAGUAGUUUGACCGCAAAAUCAAAGCAUAAAAAUGAAUUUGCUUGUUUUUCUUGUUUUGAUUAAUUUUCCAUUUACCCGAGGUGUGAGGGAUAUACCAAGACUCAUCUUGAGACAAGACAGGAUAGAAGACCGGCUGGAAUAUAACCUUCCUCAGAACCACACAGUCUUCUUCCAACCAGAAGAUGGUGAUGAGCUGUACGUUGGAGGCACAGACUUUGUCUUUCAGAUUGAUGUGGAGUACAGUCGAAUCUUAGAGUUGUUCCCACUCGGCACGGCAGCUGGACAGACCUGUGGAGAGGGUCCAUGUAAGAAUGUCAUCACUGUUAUCCAGAAGUUUCAGGACAGUCUGUUUGUCUGUGGGACCAAUGGGAACAAGCCCCAGUGCUGGAAGCUGUAUUCUCAGAUGCCCAAUCACAAACUUGAGAUUGUGGAGAGUUACGAAGGCACUGGACUCUCUCCUUACGUUUACUACCAGAAUGCACUCUCCCUCACUGUAGAGGGGGACCUAUAUGCUGCAGCUCCUUUAUACAGCGAUGGGAGCUCAUUACAGUUCAGAAGGAAAGCUGGCAGCAGAACCAAUGUAUGGAUGUAUGACAAGUGGGUGACCGAGCCCACGUUCAUCUCCGCCUGCUGGGUGAGACGUAGGGAGGAGCCGGACAAGGAGAAGAUAUAUAUCUUCUUCAGGGAGAAGAACUCUGACAGCAGCCCUGAAGCUGAUCCCUGGAUCUCUAGAGUAGCACAAGUCUGUAAGGUGGAUGAAGGCGGUUCUAAGCGGUUCAUGCAGAACAUGUGGACGUCGUUCCUGAAGGCUCGGCUGGUGUGUGGGAUUCCCAACGAGUCGCUCUACUUUAACCGGCUCCAAGAUGUCUACGUGCUCCACGCGGAGGAAUGGAGGGACUCACAAGUCUAUGCUCUGUUCACUAGCAGCUGGAAUGGCACAGCUGUCUGCGUCUACUCCAUGGAAGAGAUCGACAGGAUAUUCCAGAACUCUCCCUUCAGGGGAUACAGUAAGGACAUUCCCAACCCAAGACCUGGAACAUGUGUCUCUGACAGUAAAGACCUGCCGUUGGCUACGGUGAACGUGAUAAAGGAUCACCCAGAGAUGACAGACUGGAUUCAUCCCAUCCAGCCCUACACCCCAUUCUACAUCUCUAACUAUAACUACACCAAGAUAGUUGUGGACCGAGUACAGGCUGCAGACUACACCAUGCACAACGUCCUGCUGCUAGCAACUGACACUGGAAUGAUCCAUAAGAUCUUAAAUGAUCGUUUCAAACCUUUCAUCAUCUCAGAGACUCAUCUCUCCAACCACUCUGAUGUCAUCAGAUCCAUGAAACUGGACUCUAGAAAGAGGAAACUGGUGGUGGGUUUGUCAGAGCAGAUCUCCAUUCUGGACCUCCAGAGGUGUCAGGACUAUAACGGAUCCUGUCAUGUGUGUGUUCUGGCCAGAGACCCGUACUGCGCCUGGACAGAGGCUGGGUGCAAACCCACCGUCCCGGGAGGCAUUCAAAAUAUUGAUGGAGGACAAACUAAUGUGUGCCGUAAAACAGCAGGAGGUCAAAUGUCAGAAGAACCAAAGAAGCCCACCAGCAACAGGACCAGACGUGACACCCAGCCCUCCUCGUCCCUGAACGCCCUCGGUGCAUCGGUCCACUCUGUGCCUCUGAACAUCCCCUUCUACCUGUCCUGUCCUAUAGACUCCUACCACGCCCACUACAGCUGGGAACACCUGGGCACGACACACCCCUGUCUGCGACUGCAGGCCAGCUGUCUCCAUCUCAUCCCCUCCAUGCAGACAGAGCACUAUGGGAACUACCAGUGUGUCUCCAAGGAGAGAGACUAUACCAGGGUGGUGAGGGUGGUCCGAGCUACACAGCUGCUGAGUAACCACAACCCAAGCAUAAUCAGCAGGCCUGCUAGACCGGUGGGAACCCUCAGUACUAACGUAGAGGACUCUAAGAACAACGGAGCAACAGCAGCUAUGGCAAUGCAGGCGGGAUGGUUCGUGACCUUUGCAGCUUUGGACAUUAUCGUGCAACUUCUGCAAUAAAAUCAUGUCCACUAUGGACUUCAUCAUGAUA